Serpula lacrymans var. lacrymans S7.9 is the source of this 939-nucleotide messenger RNA. RefSeq lists its product as uncharacterized. The transcript has 7 exons. Bases 1 to 939 code for a protein of 312 amino acids. The record is from RefSeq and is a predicted model, not a curated record. NCBI's taxonomy places the organism in Eukaryota, Fungi, Basidiomycota, Agaricomycetes, Boletales, Serpulaceae.
AUGGCCAGCAAAUUAAGCAAACAAGUAUUGCAAAACGAAUUGCUGAAGGAGAUGAACGGCAAAAAAAUAUGGAUGGAAGAAAUGACUGCUAGCAAAAGGAGAGCAUUGGAGGCUUUGAAGUACCUUCCUACCACUAACAACUUGGAAAUAGACCAGAUGGAUUACUGGGAAGACAAAAACAUUGAUAUUGAAAAUAUCCUUGAUGGUUUGGAGGCACUGAAUAUGAGUUAUGCUGGAGGAGAGUUUGAGCUGUUGGCCCAACAAAUAAAGUCGGACAUCUUACAAAGGGUCAAAGCCUUUGAUAAGCAACUUGCAACACUGACAGAUGCAUACAUGGAAUGGUGUUACAAACAUAAGGGAAGUGCUGACCGUGGCUUGUUCAGAGAUCAUCAUCAGUCCAACUCAGAGGUGUCAAAAAGUGCUGGCAGUGUUAAAGUCAAAGUGGUAGACAUUUACUACGCGCACUCUUGCCAGCUGAAGAUACUCCCGACCGAUAAAUUCAUUGCAUCUGCAAUGGUGCCAUAUCAAAAACACCUAUCACAACAAUUUUCAAUAGCCUUUGAUCUCUUUCUGGAGAUCAGAAAUCAAGUCAAUCAUUGCAUACAGAAAGCUUGUGGUCGGGAUACCCCAAACUGGCGGCUUAAGCAUGCCUGUCCCGCAUGCACAUACACACUCAAGGAUGAACCCACAAUAGAAUUCAAGCUUCUAUAUGUGAUGGACGGAAACAACUCGCUCAAGAGAGUCAUAAGGUGCACUUCAACCAAUCAUGAUGAUGACGGGCCAGGACAACCAUGUGAGCUACUGACGACUCAAGAAGUCCACGGGGACCAUUACUUAACCAGAGCUUACAUUGAUAAAUGGGCCAUUGAAGCACUCAAAGAUCUAUUGGGCAAAGCUCAGAGUGCAGAAGAAGUCGAAGAAAACCCAUGCACUGGCUGA